UAUAUCUAUUCUAAUAAGUAUUUUGAUGGUAUUUUGAUUGUGUUAGUCGCGUAUUUGCCGAUCUUGCUGUCCUUGUUCGCGACCGCUUGCUUUGUUCAACCCUAGCGCGGAUUUCCCGGAUUCAACGUAUAUAUAGUGCUGACUAGAAGGUAGCCUCCUUUCGUUUGUGAAAAAGCUCAGAUUUAUUUUCUCGCAGUCUUUUUUUUCUUCUAGGUGUCAUUUUAGAUUGCACUGCUUGCAACAUGACACGUGUUUUGGUUGCCGGUGACUCGAUGGUGAAAUACGCGGACCAGUAUUUCCCAUCGCGUCGUAGUUUGUCAGUCAGUGUUGCCGCGCAUAGAGGAGUAAGGAUUGAGCAUUUGCUGUCAAUGAUUGCUGACAAGCUAGCUGGUUUUGAUGUUGUCAUUGUGCACGUUGGCACUAACAACACUGUUGACAGUGUCAGCGUGUGCAUGGACAAGUAUCGCCAGCUCGCUCAGGGGAUCAUUGAGAGAAAUCCCAUGGUGCAUGUAGCUUUUUCUGCCAUUCUUCCUCGGGGGCAGAAUCAGUACAGCUCAUGGGAAGCUCAGUCUUCAUGGUUGCAUGACCUGAAUGGUAACUACGAAAAGAUUAACAGUGCCCUGAUGCAGUACUGCCACGAGUGCGGCUACACAUUCCUGGGUGGUCUCGUGGACAACUGGCCCAGUUGCCUGAGCAGAGAUGGUGUCCACCCGAGCCGCUUUGGUAACAAGGUGCUGGCAGACUUCCUGUACCAGGGGGCCUGCACCCUGUCCAUCCAUCUGGAGAGAAGCCGCAUCCAGCAGUCCUACAAGGAGACCCAGGCACCUUCUUCAUGGACCAGUUGGACUCGGCAGGACAGCAUCCCUGCCAUCUCCGAGGCUGACUUUCCCCCGCUUGGUCCACUGAUGUACCAGCUGCAUGCAUUCACACUACCAUCAAGUCAUCAGGAGCGUCUGUACCUCUAUCUAAAUAUUACACUAUUGUCUAAGGUGGAAAAUCAGACUUGUAUAUUUUGCUGUAAUGGUUCUGCCAAUAAAAGAUUGAUUAUACAUAUUUAUUUUCUUGCAAAGCUGGCAUUGUGUAUGUAA
Dermacentor albipictus is the source of this 1088-nucleotide messenger RNA. Lineage: Eukaryota; Metazoa; Arthropoda; Arachnida; Ixodida; Ixodidae. The record is from RefSeq and is a predicted model, not a curated record.